This is a messenger RNA of Lobosporangium transversale, 2041 nucleotides long. RefSeq lists its product as hypothetical. The transcript has 4 exons. Gene Ontology annotation, cellular component: cytoplasm. NCBI's taxonomy places the organism in Eukaryota, Fungi, Mortierellomycota, Mortierellomycetes, Mortierellales, Mortierellaceae. The coding region runs from base 372 to 1817 and encodes 481 amino acids. The record is from RefSeq and is a predicted model, not a curated record.
CUUCCUCUUUGCUCUUUUAUUAUUAUUAUUUUUUUUUUUGACCUUUUGUCUUUUCUUCCGACUUUCCUUUGUACCCCUCUUUUCUUGCCUGCUGACCUACACAGACAACACACACACCAAUACAACACACUCUCCCUUCUUUCACUCCCUUCCCUUUUUACUUUUUACUUUCCUUAUUUUACGCCUUAUCUCAUCAUUACUCAUUAUCACUCUUUCUCCUUUCUCUCUCUUUGUUUUGUUUUUUUUUUCUUUUAUUACAAUCAAUCCAUCUCCCUUUCAUUUCUUUGUUCUCUUUCUCUCCUUCCCUUUCUCUCCCCCUCUCUCUCUCUCCUCCUCUUUUUCUCUCUUUUGGACGUGGGAUUGUGCGCAGCAUGGGAAACAGUAGCACAAAGGAAAAAGUAGACCAUAUUGACGGAGGUGCAUUGAUUCCUCACGGUGUCUACUCUGGUCCUCAGGAUUAUGACUUCCGGAUUGUACAACGGCUCAUACAACAACGCAAACUCGCACCUUUUUAUAAAGGCUUAGAGGACUGGGAUGAUAGUGAGGAUGCCCAAGAGGAAAAGGUGAAAAAGGCCACAAUGGGACAACCCUCUCAGAACAACCACAACACCAACACCCAUAACAAUAACAACAGCAAUCAUAACAGCUUUGCAACACGAGGUUCUCAUGGUUACAUGACAGAAUCUGAAAGGGACAUGAGACGACUAUACCAGGGUGCAAUCGAAUGUCCCAUCUGUUUCUUGUAUUAUCCUCGAAAUAUCAACCGCACGCGAUGUUGCGACAAACCAAUGUGCACUGAAUGUUUUGUACAACUCAAGCGCCUGGAGAGCGCACCGACUGAAUCACCCGCUUGUCCAUAUUGUGUUGAACCUCAUUUUGGCGUCAUUUAUUCCUCAUCCCUCCUUCCUAGUGGCUUCCAAUCCUUACCUGCAUCCUCGGCUGGAACGACGACUGUUGGCGGUACAUCCAUGUCAGUUUCUUUGUCUAACAAUUCCGUUGAACGAACCGAGUCCCAAAACCCAUCCUCACUCCCUGCUCGCCGCCGAAGCACUAGCCAUAAGAGUCCAGAGGUCGUGACUGCAGAUGAGAUUCGUCCCGACUGGAAUCGCAGGAUAUUAGUGGCAUCACAACGUCAGCCAGGAUCCAGAAGAGCAUCAACAUCAUCCUCGGUCUCCAAUGCAACAUUUGCAUUGGGCCGUCGAUUGGCUGGACAAAGAAAUGGAUCCAACUCGAGGCGAUCCAACUCCUCGGCUGCGGCAGCUGAUUACAGCGGAUAUUUGACUGCGAUGCGAAAUAUGGGCGCGGACCUUGAGGAGUUGAUGAUCAUGGAGGCUAUGCGACAAAGUUUACAGGAUGAGCAUGAUCGGCAGGCCAGAGAAGCUGCUGCCGCUAGUUCCAGUAAUGGAUCCACACCUUCGAGCUCACCAAAUGGUUCGAACACUACAGAUCCUUCCAGGCGGCCACAGGGGCGAGAUACUUUGAGAUCAGGUUCAAGUCGAAGAUCGCAAUCAGGAGCUGUUAUGACAUCCUCUCCAUUAUCAUCACCACCAGCCCCACCUUCAACAAUUUCAUCAUCAUCAACAGUAGCCCGUCCGCGGGCAUCCAGCUUGACGAGUGGUCCAAGCGACGAGGACCAAGAUGCAGAGAGCGAGACAGAUAGCGAUCAGGAUACACCUGGACUACUGCAUAACCGUGCGAUCCGAUUUGCGACAGUGACGCCUAUACCAGCCUCGUCUCUGGAAACAGGCGGUGGCAUGCCAAAGCACCGUCCGCAAGAAGAAUCUGCAACCGCCACCAGUUCUGCUGGGGCUGUUUAGGAAUGACAUAAUGGACGCCUCUGGAUGACGUUCUUUUCUUGCUCCCUCCCCUCCUUCCCCUCCUUUCCCUUUUCCCUCUCCUUUUCUCCCUCUCUCUCUUUCCUUUUUUUGUAAGAAAGCAUCCUUCAUAAAAAAAAAGUGACAUGGAGACGGAGUCUUGGAGUUUUUGAAUUAAGCUGGGGAUAGCAGAGAUGGCGUAUGUAUAUACUUUGACUCCAUUUUAG